This is a messenger RNA of Penicillium canescens, 1794 nucleotides long. Its product is annotated as inorganic phosphate transporter. The coding region runs from base 1 to 1794 and encodes 597 amino acids. The transcript is spliced from 3 exons. Gene Ontology annotation, cellular component: membrane. Gene Ontology annotation, biological process: phosphate ion transmembrane transport. Lineage: Eukaryota; Fungi; Ascomycota; Eurotiomycetes; Eurotiales; Aspergillaceae. The record is from RefSeq and is a predicted model, not a curated record.
AUGUAUCUCCAUCAGUACGACUACAUCUUUGCCAUUGGCACGUUGUUUGCUAUGCUUGAUGCAUACAACAACGGUGCAAACGAUGUCGCCAACUCCUGGGCUACCAGUGUCUCCUCACGGUCCAUCUCCUAUCGUCAGGCCAUGAUCCUGGGUACCAUCUUCGAGUUCCUUGGAGCAGUCACUGUCGGCGCCCGUACUGCUGAGACCAUCAAGAACGGCAUCAUCCCUACCUCCGCCUUCCAGAAUAAUGCCGGUGUCCAGAUGCUGGCUUUCACCUGCGCCCUCGCUGCCGCUUCCUCAUGGGUGAUGUGGUGUACCCGUCACUCUGCUCACGUCUCCUCCACCUACUCUCUCAUCUCUGCCGUCGCUGGUGUCGGUGUUGCAACUGUCGGUGCUUCCAAGGUUCAAUGGGGUUGGAACAAUGGCAAGGGUCUCGGUGCCAUAUUCGCUGGUCUGGGCAUGGCUCCCGUCAUCUCUGCUGGAUUCGGUGCUUGCUUCUUUAUGCUCAUCAAGCUGAUCGUCCACAUGCGCCGCAACCCUAUCCCCUGGGCCGUCUGGAGUGCUCCUUUCUUCUUCCUUGUUGCCGCCACCAUCUGUACCCUUUCCAUCGUUUACAAGGGUUCCCCUAACCUGGGCCUGAGCAAGAAAGCCCCCUGGUACAUUGCCGCCGUCACCGUCGGCACUGGUGGUGGUGUCUGCCUCCUCUCCGCCAUCUUCUUCGUUCCCUGGCUGCACGCCCGUAUCAUUAAGAAGGACUCCUCCAUCAAGUGGUACCACGUCAUCCAGGGCCCUCUCCUCUUCAACCGUCCCAUCCCCACCGAUUCCGAGGUCGCCAAGGUCCCUAACUACGCCGUGAUCCAAGACGAGGAAGAAGACGCCCACCUCCACAUCCACGAGAAGCAAGCCCAAACUGGUGUGGCCUCUAUCUCCGCCUCCACCGAUGAGCACUCCGUCGACAAGCUCGAGGCCAACCAGCUCUCCUACAAGGAACUCAUGGCCCAGUCCGACGCCCGCCACAACGCCAGGCUCCUCAACAGCCGCGGUCCUCUCGGCUGGGCUAUGCGCCUCCUCCGCGACAAUCCCAUGGGCUCCGGUGAAAUCUACGAGCUGCGCAAUAUGAUGAUCAUGGCCAAGCGCGUCCCCGCCAUUCUCACCGUCGGCCUCCUAUACGGUUUCCACUACGACAUCCAUAGCGCCCAGAGCGGUGUCCAGGGUACCCCCGAGGGUGAACGCAUGAAGCGCGUCUACGCCCAUGCUGUAAAGUACCCCAACGAGGUCGAGCACACCUAUUCUUUCAUCCAGAUCAUCACCGCCUGCACUGCCUCCUUUGCUCACGGCGCCAACGAUAUCGGUAACUCCGUCGGUCCUUGGGCUGCUAUCUACUCCGCCUGGUCGACUGGUGAUCCUUCCAAGUCUAAGAACCCGGUUCCUAUCUGGCAGCUUGCUGUUCUGGCUCUUUGCAUUUCUAUCGGUCUCUGCACAUACGGUUACAACAUCAUGAAGGUCAUGGGUAACAAAAUCACCUACCACUCUCCCUCCCGUGGUUCAUCCAUGGAAAUGGGCGCCGCCAUCACCGUCCUCGUCUUCUCGCAGUAUUCUCUACCUGUCUCUACCUCCAUGUGUAUCACCGGUGCUACUGUCGGUGUCGGUCUCUGCAAUGGCUCGUUCAAGGCUGUUAACUGGCAGCGUGUUGGUCUCUUGUUGCUUGCUUGGAUCAUGACUAUUCCUAUUGCUGGCACCAUUGGUGGGUGUCUCAUGGGCUUGAUCAUUAACGCCCCUCAUUUCCUCAGUUAG